ACUAAUAGCACGUACUGCAUAUAAACAUUACUAUGGAAGGUUCCAGUGGUUCCAGUUCGGCAUAAGAUGAAAUGACUUUUUAGAUGGCACUUCUCCCUUUCUGUACUUUAAAUUGCGAACUUACAAAUCAAGAGAAUGUAUUAUUACUGAUCUCUAAAACAUUGAAGUGACAUAUCACAAUGCGUAAGUCAGUUGUGGCGUAGUGCAGCAUCAACUGACAACAUCAGCAUGAUAUUUUAAUUUUAAACUGUAAUUUUAACAACUUAACUUUCCACGUAAUGUGUAUCGUUUUUCUGUCGUUGUCUGAUAAUCCACAAAGAGAUAAAUACAAAGUUAUUCUUGCUGCAAAUCGAGAUGAAAUAUUUUCUCGUCCAACAAAGGAACUCAAUUGGUGGGAUGAUGAUCCUGAUAUAAUUUCAGGUAUAGACAUGUUCUCUGGAAAGGAAGGAGGAACAUGGUUGGGAAUGACCAGGUCAGGAAGAAUUGGCAUGCUCACAAAUUAUAGGCAACAUCAGAAGUUUAAGAAACCAAAUGAAAAAGGCCGUGGUUUUCUUGUUUCUGAAUUUCUGAAAUCCACCCAAUCACCCAGACAAUUCUUGGAAAAUGUUGAAAAUCACAGUAGUGAAUAUGGAGGAUUUAACAUAAUUUUAGGAGAUAUAGGAAACGCCAGUACGUCUUUCUCAUAUUAUUGCAAUAAAGAGCAGCAACCUUUGACAGAUUUGCAACCAGGUGUAUAUGCAUUGAGCAACCGAUAUUUGGAUUAUUGCUGGAAAAAGGUUGUCAUUGGAAAACAAUGUUUCUCUAAGAUUUUACAGUCAGAAUCCAACAGUCCACUGGAGAAAGUUGAUAAAAUUUUCAACUUGUUGUCUGAUGAAACUAGAUAUGAGGUUGAUGAAAUUUUUCGCAACCCCGAAGAUGAAGAUACUCCCGAUUUUAUCCUCCAAGGUUUAACUGCAAUAUUUGUGAAACUUCCUCAAUUCUCUUAUGGCACAAGAACAAAGUCAGUGAUUAUUGUGGACAAUGAAGACAAUGUCUCAUUUGUUGAAAAAACAAUGAUUGAACCAAUAGAACCAAAUAAUGCAGAAUGGAAAACAAACUCAUUUAAAUUUAAACUUAAUCAUUCAAAGUCAGCAUAAUACAAGUUGUGAAAUUUAAUACUUUUUGAGGUAAGCACAUCUUUAUGUAAUAAAAAUCUUUUCUACUUUCUUCUGAAGUCAUUGUUGAUAUAACAUUGAUAUAACAAAGGAACAAACAUAAAAAAUCACAAAUGCAAAUGUUACUAACACCAUAUCUAUGUUAAUUUAUUUAAGAAUCUUUCAGAUUGUUAUAUAUUAUUGUAACAUAUUGUUAUAUAUAUGUAAUAUAUAUGUAUUUCAGAUUGUACAUAUGACGAAAAUUAAAAUAGUUUUUCAACUGUUUUUAAUGUCUUUGAAAAUGCUUUCCGUGAAGGAAGCCAAAACAUCAGACAAAUUCAAAUAAUUUUUGUAAAUAUAAAACAAUCUGUAAGAUCCUUAAAUAAAUCAACAUGAAGAACAAA
Messenger RNA from Xenia sp. Carnegie-2017, 1537 nucleotides. RefSeq names its product transport and Golgi organization 2 homolog. Gene Ontology annotation, biological process: Golgi organization; protein secretion. The record is from RefSeq and is a predicted model, not a curated record. NCBI's taxonomy places the organism in Eukaryota, Metazoa, Cnidaria, Anthozoa, Malacalcyonacea, Xeniidae. Bases 279 to 1136 code for a protein of 285 amino acids. Gene Ontology annotation, cellular component: Golgi apparatus. The transcript has 4 exons.